This is a messenger RNA of Alternaria rosae, 691 nucleotides long. Its product is annotated as ubiquitin-related domain-containing protein. Gene Ontology annotation, cellular component: nucleus; cytoplasm. The record is from RefSeq and is a predicted model, not a curated record. The coding region runs from base 312 to 545 and encodes 77 amino acids. Lineage: Eukaryota; Fungi; Ascomycota; Dothideomycetes; Pleosporales; Pleosporaceae. Gene Ontology annotation, molecular function: ubiquitin protein ligase binding; protein tag activity. Gene Ontology annotation, biological process: protein neddylation; modification-dependent protein catabolic process; regulation of proteolysis. The transcript has 4 exons.
GGCGGGUUAGCACAAAUCAGCCACAGCCUUUGCCCCGCCUCGUGGCGCAUGCAUGGACCCCACUAACAAUGGUCCGUGGUUCGCCGUCACUGCAGCCUGACGGUUCCGCCCAAGCAAACUCACAACCACAUUGCUGCCUAUAACCCUUUGCGCCGUCGCGUCCUCCAACCUACACGCACAUUCGCAUACUAAGCUCGCGUGCCCUCCUCCCAGCUCUUCAUACCGCCGGCGCAGCUUCACGAAGCUUGCCACAGCUACAUCCGCUACACCGAGUCGACCGUUGAAGCGCGAAUAAGAGAAGAGUAGACAAGAUGCAAAUCAAAGUACGAACCCUCACCGGCAAGGAGAUCGAGCUCGACAUCGAGGCAGACUACAAGGUCUCAAGGAUAAAGGAGCGCGUCGAGGAGAAGGAGGGCAUCCCGCCAGCGCAACAACGUCUCAUCUACGGAGGAAAGCAGAUGAACGACGAGAAGACCGCACAGGACUACCAACUCGAGGGCGGUGCCACACUGCAUUUGGUACUUGCUCUUCGUGGUGGAUUUUAGCUUUUCUUCCUUUCCCGAACCUACUCCACUUUCGCUCGCACCGACCGAUCCGUACCCCAUGGCAUACCCCAGGAUAGGCGUGUGCUAACUUUACUGUCGCACGUCUUCAAUGAUCAGCUCACUGUAGCGCGCGUGGCACCAGGGGG